AUGGACAAUCCCGAGGUGUUGCUGCCGUCGAUCGAGCGGCGGACGAAGCAGCUGCGGCAGCAAGAGCAGAUGCUGCGGGAAGCCGUAACGGCCGCGUCGCGCAAGAAGGAGACGAGCGCAGCGGCGCUCAGGUCCGCCGAGGACGCGCAUCAGCAGCUACUGCGCGAUCGAUUUCCCGCGCUCAACGCGCAGGCCCGGGAUCACUGGCGAUGGUGGCGGGGGUGGAGCCGCUGCUGGAGGCGCAGGAGGAGGUGGCGCUGCAGCACGAGGUGUGGAAGUGACGCCAGUUUGACGAGGUGUGUGGUGGGCGCUGGACACAGGGAGGUGUCUGGAUGCGAUGCGAGAGUGGCUAUACAGGGGCCGUCCCGGGCGGUGGCGUUGGAGGGGUUGGGUUUGUACUCGCCGUGUGACCUCAACGACCUGGAUGCUGCCGUCAUUGGGGGGGACCAUGGACCUUCCAACGACACGCCAGACGCCAUCUACCGGCGCAACAUCAGGGAGCUCAAACACGUGCAUGACCUGGCGGGGGAGGCGGAGCAGCGCGACAUGGCAGCGAUAGUGGACGAGGCCUGGUGGAGCGCCAGGGGGAGGGCGCUGGGCAGGUCAGUCACCGGGAGGGCGGGAGUGGGGGAGGGCGCUGGGCAGGUCAGUCACCGGGAGGGCGGGAGUGGGGGAGGGCGCUGGGCAGGUCAGUCACCGGGAGGGCGGGAGUGGGGGAGGGCGCUGGGCAGGUCAGUCACCGGGAGGGCGGGAGUGGGGGAGGGCGCUGGGCAGGUCAGUCACCGGGAGGGCGGGAGUGGGGGAGGGCGCUGGGCAGGUCAGUCACCGGGAGGGCGGGAGUGGGGGAGGGCGCUGGGCAGGUCAGUCACCGGGAGGGCGGGAGUGGGGGAGGGCGCUGGGCAGGUCAGUCACCGGGAGGGCGGGAGUGGGGGAGGGCGCUGGGCAGCCCCCUCCUCCCCCUUCGUCCUCCCACCCCACUCCCUCCUCUCAUCCCGCCCCAUCCUCUUAGUCCUCGUCCCCCCCAUGCCUCUCUACCCCACCCCCUUCGCCCACCACUGGCAGCAGCAGCAGUGGCGGCAGCAGCAAGGGGGCGGGAGGGGGCGCAGGGCAAAAAGGGGUGGGGCAGGGGGGUGGCGGGCAGGGGGGGGCGUGGGGGACGGGUGGGGCGGAGGAGAGGAGGCGGAGGAGGCGGCUGGAGGAGGUGCGGGCAGAGGUGGCACGUGCCAGAGGCGUGGUGAGAUGGGGGGAGAGAGGGGAGGCGGGAGGGGGAAGGGAAUAGCUGCCCUGUCUCCAAUGCCCAUCCUGCCACCAACACUCCCCCUCAACUGCCCCCCUCCCUUCCAAUCCUGCGCCCCUUACUCCUCCCCGCCCCUUCACCCAUACACCCCCCCAUCCGUGCGCUGUGCACCCACCAGGAGACUACGAGCUCAAGAUGCGGCGGCAGCGCUUCUACCUCGCCAACAUGCACCAGGUGUGCUCGUCUUGCGGUGCAACGGGGUGCAAUCGAGAACAGGAAUACACCUUCAUCACUGCAACAUGGAAGAUACAAGCAAGAUCAAGGAGGAUGGUUAG
Molecule: messenger RNA, 1572 nt
Organism: Closterium sp. Naga37s-1
Lineage: Eukaryota; Viridiplantae; Streptophyta; Zygnematophyceae; Desmidiales; Closteriaceae
Source: the annotation of a GenBank genome assembly